AUGUCGGCUCGGAAAAGCUGCAACUUCAUCAAGGUGAGCGAGCGUUCGCAAUGGCCCGUCAUGAUCCCUACCCAAGAGACACUGAUAUCUAUACUGUCUCUACUCACGCUCAAAGUCCACUCGAUUGCGCUGGAUGGACUUGCAGCGACGGAUAUUCACGGACACUCGCUGUUUGCCACUAACCAAAAUGCGGAAUGUAAGGCCCGAGCGGCCUCGCACGCACAUGGUCAAGGACUGAAUCUGGCCGAACUGACCGAAUAUCGGACCAAUAUUAGCCGGUUUCCCCCUUUUGUGUAG
Messenger RNA from Microbotryum saponariae, 297 nucleotides. The record is from the annotation of a GenBank genome assembly. Lineage: Eukaryota; Fungi; Basidiomycota; Microbotryomycetes; Microbotryales; Microbotryaceae.